GUUUAACGUAUAUGUAGAAUGACUCUGACGUAGAGCUGCAGAAGGAAAAACAAAGCGAUGUCUUGAUGAGAAGAUGAUGCAGAACAUGUGYGAGCCGUCAACAAGUGCAACUCGCUCAAGACCCUGAAACUUUGCAGCUUUUUUUUUCUAUUGCUUUUCAUAUCAACAGUUUUUUUUUCAUCAGCUUUUCCACAUGUUUACUGGACAGUGAGACUAUAUUAGAGACGCUGCGGUCAAAGUAGAUUUUUGCUGCCAGUCGACAGAAAGUGCCAGCGAUGACUUCAGCCACAUCCCCAUCCUCGGAGGGUUCCUCACCUCAGAAAGUCUGCCAUUCCCAGACGCAGACUGACAUCAGCAAGCCCCUGCURGGUUCUACGGGGGGAAUCCUGGGUUCAGGUGGAGGAGGACCCGGAGCUGGAGAGAUCAAUGCUCUGCGUAAAAGACGCAGAGUUCUCUCCAAGGACGGACGAAGCAAUGUCCGGAUUGAGCACAUCAGUGGCAGAGGAGCCCUGUACCUCCGGGACCUCUGGACAACUUUCUUGGACAUGCAGUGGCGCUACAAGUUCUUCUUCUUCUCUGCUACAUUUGCUGGAACCUGGUUCCUGUUUGGAGUACUUUGGUACCUGGUGGCCUUGGUUCACGGAGACCUGAUUGAGUUUGACCCCCCUUCCAAUCACACUCCUUGUGUAAUGGAGGUGAAGACCCUGACAGGUGCCUUCCUUUACUCCCUGGAGUCUCAGACCACAAUUGGCUACGGUUUCCGCUGCAUCACAGAGGAGUGUCCUGUAGCGAUAGUCCUCCUCAUCGUUCAGCUGGUCAUCACCAUGGUCAUGGAAAUCUUCAUCACUGGCACUUUUCUUGCAAAGGUUGCUCGUCCCAAGAAGAGAGGUGAGACAGUGAAGUUCAGUCAACAUGCUGUUGUGUCAAAUCAUGAGGGGAGGCCCUGCCUUAUGAUCCGAGUAGCCAACAUGCGCAAAAGCUUGUUGUUGGGUUGCCAGGUGACAGGGAAGCUGCUCCAGACAUCCCUGACAAAGGAGGGUGAAACGGUGCGACUGGACCAGCGCAACGUGCCUUUCCAGGUCGACACRUCCAGYGACAGCCCCUUCCUCAUCAUACCUUUGACCUUCUACCACAUCAUCGACGAAAACAGUCCCCUCAGAGCCUGGGCAGCAAAGGGUGGUGGCUGGACGGAUCCUGAACUGGCAGAUUUUGAGCUUCUGGUGAUCAUGAGCGCCACGGUCGAGCCGACGUCGGCCACAUGCCAGGUUCGGACAUCCUAUCUCCCGGAGGAGAUCCUCUGGGGAUACGAGUUCCCCCCUGUCAUGUCCCUGUCCCCCUCAGGAAAAUACGUGGCUGACUUUGCGUUCUUCGACAAAGUGGCAAAAACCAAAACGCCUCCCCUCCUGAAGCAGGACCUCUCCCCAAACGACAGACCACAGGUACAAUACCUCAGAGGCAAAGAAGACGGAAGGAACCAGGAGAAGUUACGGCUGGAAGAGAACUACCGGGUGGAGGGGAAGGGACGAGAAAGGGGACGUAUUAGAGAUAGCAGUCCCCUGAGUGUACGGAUUAGUAAUGUAUGAACAACAUACCUGCGGCAGGAAGAGGCUGUGGGAGGAGAAGACAGGAAGAAGAAAAAAAAGCUGCUAAACAUAAAACCACAUGCCCACACAUACCAACAUAAUUCUUCUGCCUACACACACACAUACUGUAGGUUAAAUGUAGAGCAAAAUACCUGCCGUCAACAUCCAAACAAACCACAAGUGUGUAAACAAAGAACCGAGAAUAUCUGCAGCUAGCUUUCAGCAGAGCAAGGUAAAAACUAGCACAAAGGUACAGCGAGUUUUUAAGACAUUUAAAGAAAACACAUGUACAAUUCUAGAGAUUUUGUGACUGUAAUUCAUUUUAACACUAGAAAACAAACUGUCUUUCAAGUAGAGCCAAGAAUAUUUACUUGAUUUUACAUGAUAUUGUCCCUUUCAGGUUCAGUAUGAACACUAUUAAAGCACAGCACUGUUUUAUAAAUACUCAGUUUGUGGGAUUUAGUGACAUCUUGUUGUAAAGAUGCAGAUUCCCUACCUUCCUCUUACUUCCUGKUUGUAAAGAAUACGGUGCAAACAUCAGCCAUAUAAGAUGAAGCUAGGCCUUAGUGUGAAGCCACAGGAUCCCAUAUUACAGACGUUGCCAUGUAUUUUUGGAUCCACAGUCUGUGAACUAUCAAUGUGGAGAUAYAAGCACCGCCUACAUUUUACCAUGAUGGUGCAUACAUSUCAAGUWKUAGGGAUUGUCCGUAAUUUACACAGAUUUUCCAUAAUUUUGCAGGCUUACAGACGAGUAGAGCAAUGUCACGGACUUUUUUAUGUUUUUCGCAUUUUUUCAAAAUUUCAAUUUCAGAUUUAUUUAACACGUCAGAGCCCGUGGGACGUAAAAAACAAAACAAAACAAAAAAUAAAAUAAAAGAAAUAACAUUAAAUAUCCUCUUCCAAUACACUCUGCUCUUAGAAAUAAGUUCUCCCGCCCUCAUUUCCUCCAACUGUUGCAGCCGACAGUCCACUGCUGGCGGUCGACUUGCAACCCCCAACGUUUACGGAUUUUUGAGGCACAGGUAAAUGUUCAAAGGGGCUGAAAUAUAUGAUACUGKUAUGUAACUUUUCUUUUUAAGCAUGAAAUAAUUAGAGCUAACUAACAGCAAAAGUAAGCACUUGAACAUAAAUUAUACAAGUAAAAAAAAUUUUAUCGACAGAAAUGUUCUGUUUGUUUACAAGGAGUGAGCGGUACUUAAAACUUGGGCUGGAACCAGUCCUAUUCYGGUUACAAUUUUUUACAGGCCUAUCAAUAAAUACAGUUUACAAAUAUGGACCCCCCUGAGGGGACAUUGGGGGAUUUUUUUUUUUUCUUGUGUUGCCUCGCAAUGCAUUUUGUGUUCCCACACAGUCACGGAUGUGACACUUGCCUUUUAGAAUAUUCUGAGUAUUCUUCUUGGCUGAUUUCACAAURAAACUUCAUGAAUUUCAAACACGGGUGUAGUGUCCUUUCCAUUGUUUCUGCUGUCUGGUUCAGCGACUWUCCCACAAAGUAUUGYGAGGUAACGCAAAAGUAUUUGUUGUUUCUGCUGUUUUUUAAAAAUAAAUUCACAUGUGCACCAUGAUGUGGGAGUUACCACUUCAAUUCAGCUUCGGCACAAACAUCUUACAGGCACACAGGAUCACUAUCAACUUCCUUUACUUGUGGUGACAUCCUGCUUCGUUAACUGGAAAUUUCAAAAUAAAAGUCCCAUGCUAAAUAUUACAGUAUUGAGAGGUAACUCAAAACGUUUGCAAAGGAAUGCUAAAAAGAAAAAGAAAAAAAAAAUACCCCAAGCCCC
Messenger RNA from Austrofundulus limnaeus, 3364 nucleotides. RefSeq names its product ATP-sensitive inward rectifier potassium channel 10. Gene Ontology annotation, cellular component: plasma membrane. Gene Ontology annotation, molecular function: inward rectifier potassium channel activity. The record is from RefSeq and is a predicted model, not a curated record. Gene Ontology annotation, biological process: regulation of monoatomic ion transmembrane transport; potassium ion import across plasma membrane. Lineage: Eukaryota; Metazoa; Chordata; Actinopteri; Cyprinodontiformes; Rivulidae.